AUGCGAUCUCUAACUCAGCCUUGGAGGAUCGUCAAUAGGAACCAACGUCGCUCAUCCCGACAAAGGACUCGAAGCUUGGAAAGGGAGCCCAAGGCCAUUGAAGUAGAUGAGCCUGCUGAAUAUGCUUUGGAUGUUAAAUUGAGGAUCGUUAUUGCUGGCGCUCGUGAGCUUCCUCUCAAAGAAAAGGCCAGCGGCGCAUCUGUAGAUACAUUUGCUGUAUUGUCAUGCGGUGGUUCCAUUCAACAAACUCAAGUCGUCAAAAACAGUAUAUCCCCGGAGUGGAAUACCACAUUUGAAAUUCCCUUGACUAAAAUUUCACCCAGACGCUUAGCCUCAGGUCUACUCGUCACGGUUUACGACAAAGACCGCUUCAAAAGCUCCUUUAUUGGAAGACUUCACCUCCAUUUUAAUGAAUUUUUCGACGGGACGCUCCAAGAAAACGUUCCCAUUGCUUUUCAUGAUCCUAAAAAUGAGCCAAAAUGGUAUCCAUUGAAAGAUCGUAACGUAAGGCGCACACGAUAUCUUCGAAGAAUUAAGUCGGUUCAGUCGGAUUCGGUCAAUGGCGAGAUAUGUCUUAAAUACGGGCUGGUCGAUGCCCAUGGCUGGCAAGGGACUCGUUCCAGACAGGAGUGGCAAGAGUUUUGGGUUUCUCUUUUACAACGAACGAAUACCCCCUCUAGCAAGCCAAAGGCAGCGGCUCGAAGGAUCGAAAGAAGAUUUUCAUCUCGCUUAUCAUCCUCUGCCCCUGAAGCCAAAAUCAUUAUACCCGGCUCCGGCCCUCCCAAGACCGCACUUUCUUACAGUGAACAUGGCACACCCACCAUAGGCGAUUCCCCCGUCAUAGACACGGACAGGAAAAAAAAGCGGUUACGUCGUCGUCGAAGGCGAGGACGAAGUAGAAGAGGCAGUGUCGUCAAGUUCUAUGCUCCCGACGUGAUGGGGGUCAUGUUUGUGGAAGUGUCAAAUGCCAAAGACCUGCCUCCGGAACGAAAUGUCAUUCGAACCGGUUUUGAUAUGGACCCCUUUGUGGUGUUGUCUUUUGGCCGACAUACGUUUAGAACAAGGGCUAUACGGCAUAAUCUAAACCCUGUGUGGAAUGAAAAACUGUUUUUCCACGUACGACAUAGCGAACUCAAAUACAACCUCAAAUUUGCAAUUUAUGAUAAGGACAAAUUUUCCGGCAAUGAUUUUGUGGCGUGGCAAGAAAUGCCCGUGGUGGAUAUUAUCUCAAAGUCCAUGAGCCAUGCUACCGAAGUCACCACCAAUGAACAAGACCCUCAAGACAUGAUUGAGAAAGAAAUGGAUACCCACACCGUCGACUUGAAGAUGGCGAAUCGAGCCAAGUGGGAAGGCAAACACAGCCCUAGACUGUCUUUCCGGGCUAAAUUCUUACCCUAUACCACCAUACGCAAGAUGUUUUUUAUGGCUUUGGCCAAGCCUUACGAUUUAGAAGGAAACGGCAUGAUGAAUCGUCUGGGCGUUCAAUCCAUGCUUGAGAGCUUGGGAAGUAAUAUAUCCGAAGCCACCGUCAAUGGCUUUUGGGAGAGAUGGGAGAAGUCACCGGAAACCGAUGAGCUAACCAUAGAAGAGCUGAUUGAGUGUCUGGAAGAACAUCUUUUGCGGGACCAUAAGCUGUCACGACAACGCAGUCAUACCACGCUUGUGAACGAUGACUACUUUAGCCGACCGACCCGAACUUUCCAUGAUCGUGCAGAGAGCCCUUUCAAUGAUCUUCCAGGAACGUCCGAUGACAGCAGCCCUGUCUUUUCUUCUGAUGGAGGCGUGUUUUCCGAUGGUCCCAUCCUGUCUGACGGUGAUAUGUUCGCCGGCUUAUCUGAUUUUGAAGAGCUCUCGACAAAUCUGACUGGACCGUUGUUCAACUAUGAUCGAUUCAUCGACAGUUUGCAGGACUCAGAAUUGUCUGGGGAAGAUGAGGUUGACAUGGACGACACUGACGAUGAUGAAAUUGAUGAUGAGCCAUUGGCUGAUGCAAAUGGGGUUCAGCUUGGCGAGUACUCUCCUUCUGGCCCAUUGACCGGCAGCGACGACGCGCAAAGCCUGAAGAGCAUCAGCAGAGAUUCCGUUGAAGAAAAGGUCAUUCGUGUGACCGAGUGUCCUGUUUGCCAUCGUCCCAACCUUGCUCGAAAGCGACAAAUGGAUAUCAUUACUCAUAUUGCCACUUGUGCUGCGAAUGACUGGACCACGGUAGAUAGGUUCUUGAUGGGAAACUUUGUCACUGAAGCCUAUGCCCAAAGGAAAUGGUUUGUCAAAUUGGUUAGCAAAGUUGGGUAUGGAAGAUAUUCAUUAGGAACCAACAACGCAAAUAUCAUUGUCCAAGACCGCCGAAGUGGUCAGCUUAUUGAGGAAAGAAUGAGUGUGUAUGUACGCCUUGGUAUGCGGUUACUGUACAAAGGAAUGAAGACAAGCGUACAAUCAAAGCGAGCCCAGCGAAUUCUACUCAAUAUGACCAUGCGCCAAGGUCGACGGUUUGAUUCAACGAAAAGUGCCCGUGAAAUUCCCUCCUUCAUCACCUUUCAUAAAUUGGAUAUGUCGGAAGUUCGUGAUCCUCUCCACUCGUUCAAAACAUUUAACCAGUUCUUCUAUCGAAAACUGAGAGCCGGCGCUCGUCCAUGCACCAAUGCAAACGAUCCAAAGACCAUUGUGAGCCCUGCUGAUUGCCGUAUGCUGGCCUUUCCAACCAUAAACGAUGCGACUCGCGUAUGGAUUAAAGGCAUCAAUUUCAGUGUUGGAAAGCUGCUAGGUGAUCCUGACAUGGGCAAACGGUAUGAGGGAGGUGCACUGGCUGUUUUCCGACUUGCCCCACAGGAUUACCACAGAUUCCAUUCACCUGUCGACGGUGUCAUAUCAGCUGCAAAAUACAUCUCUGGCCAAUUUUAUACCGUCAAUCCCAUGGCUAUUCGAACGACACUGGAUGUAUUUGGCGAGAAUGCACGUUCCGUCGUGUUCAUUGACUCCCCGGAAUUCGGACGUGUGGCCAUGGUUUGCAUUGGUGCCAUGAUGGUCGGUAGUAUAGUCAUCACGGCUACACCAGGGUCAACCAUCAAGCGCACGGACGAAGUCGGUUAUUUUGCCUUUGGAGGCAGCACGCUCGUCUGUAUAUGGCCUCCUAAUACUACUCAAUUUGAUCAAGACCUGGUGGAUAAUUCAGCAACGGCACUGGAGAGUCUCGUUCGCGUAGGCGAUCAGAUUGGAAAGAAGAAGCCAGCCGUCAAUGGAAGCGGACCAUCGCACUCUAAAUAA
Umbelopsis ramanniana AG is the source of this 3261-nucleotide messenger RNA. RefSeq lists its product as uncharacterized. The record is from RefSeq and is a predicted model, not a curated record. Gene Ontology annotation, biological process: phospholipid biosynthetic process. Bases 1 to 3261 code for a protein of 1086 amino acids. NCBI's taxonomy places the organism in Eukaryota, Fungi, Mucoromycota, Umbelopsidomycetes, Umbelopsidales, Umbelopsidaceae. The transcript is spliced from 8 exons. Gene Ontology annotation, molecular function: phosphatidylserine decarboxylase activity.